Messenger RNA from Cladocopium goreaui, 1326 nucleotides. The record is from the annotation of a GenBank genome assembly. Lineage: Eukaryota; Dinophyceae; Suessiales; Symbiodiniaceae.
AUGUUAGAUGAGGGCAUGGGUCUAGCAGAAGAAAUUUCUAAGGCAGCCAGCCACUCGGAAGUUGCGAGCAACAAAGAGUCCUUAGUCCCAUUUCAGGAUGAGCCCAGGGCAACAAUGAACGACUCCAGGGAUCAGAAGGGAUGGCUGGACAGGAUCCGCAGGGAUCAAAGGGAGCGGGUCGCCCUUGGGUCCCCCGAUGCCAGACAUGAACCGUGCCACAGUGCCAUCGUCCCAUCAGUGGCAUCCUGCUUUACCCAUGCUGUGUGCCACAUGGAGCAAGACCUUUGCAGACUCGUGCGCAGGCAGUUUGGCGUUUAUCCGUGUGAGUCAGACGGCUUCCAUCGUUUUGAUUCCCUCUCCAUCUUGGCUGCUGCCUUUUGCGUGGGAGUUUCUUGCGGCGCAGGCAGAAGAUGCAAAGUCGUCAGAUCUUCGGGGCAGGCGCAAAUUUCUGCACCGAACCGAUGGGAUACUAACCUCCGAAGACCGUUGCCAAGCAACACGGGGGUGACGCUCCGGUCUGACAUGAAGAUGGAUGAAGUUCUUCGAAUCCUUCUGAGUUCCAAUGCAAUUUGUGUCGAGGAGGGCGUGGACGGUGAGGAGCGCGUGUUCUAUGUCCAGGUGCUGAGUGAGGCCACCGAAGUCGCGGAGGCAAAAGCCUCGGUCGCUUGCAUUUCGCUGGCCGACUUGCUCGAGGCACCACGCCAUCUGCCCCUUGGAUGUUUACUGGAUGAAGAGAAGGAAGAAUGUGAACUCUACGCUGUGGUGCCUGAGCCGUACAAAGAGAAAAGUGUCGAAAGUGAACUUUCUGGCCGUUUGCCCUGGCUUGUCGGCCUCCUCGUCUUCCUAACAGUAUCAUCCGCCAUACUUGAAUACUACGAUGGGCUUUUACAAAAGCAUUUGAUCAUCGCAUUUUACCUGACGGCCCUUGUGGGCUGUGGUGGCAAUGCUGGUUCUCAAGCAGCCUCGUUGGUUCUACAGGCCUUGGCCACUGGAGAACUGGUCCCGAGCCUCAAAGAUUUAGGAAGUGUCCUGUGGAAGGAGCUUCAGGUGAGCCUUGGGAUUGCUUUCGUCCUAGCUGCAGGUGUGGCAUUGCGGAUCCUUUUGUUCGGUGGUCCUAUGUCCGAUGCAGCAGCCAUUGCCGUCGCAAUGGCCAUUACUGUGAGCUUUUCCGUGAUUUUCGGCGCAUCAGCUCCUCUUGUGCUGAAACGCCUGGGGGCAGAUCCGGCCAAGGUGAGUGGUCCGCUCCUAUCCACUGUGAUUGACAUCGCUGGAGUCUUGGUGGCCUGCUUGUCUGCGCUGCUCUUCGAGGCUCUGGGCAUUUGGUGA